Solanum stenotomum is the source of this 647-nucleotide messenger RNA. Its product is annotated as protein CASP-like. The transcript has 5 exons. Lineage: Eukaryota; Viridiplantae; Streptophyta; Magnoliopsida; Solanales; Solanaceae. The record is from RefSeq and is a predicted model, not a curated record. Gene Ontology annotation, biological process: intra-Golgi vesicle-mediated transport. The coding region runs from base 1 to 438 and encodes 145 amino acids. Gene Ontology annotation, cellular component: Golgi membrane.
AUGUGUUGUUCAACUUUCUCCAUAGCAACUUCAGGAAGGAGGAUCACUGGAUCAGAGAGGGAGAAGGCGAAAAGUUCGUCUUCUUCUACUCCCCUCGCUACUGGAGAGGAAAUUAGACUUCUGAAUGAGAAGAUAGGUGUGUUGACCUCAGAACUUAAGAAAACAAAAGCAGAUAAUGUCAAACUUUAUGGAAAAAUCCGUUAUGUUCAAGAUCAUAAUUCUGAGAGAGUGAUUUCAAGAGGAUUAAAGAAGUAUGCAGAAGACCUAGGAAGUGGUUUCAGCUCAGAUGAGGAGUCCAAUUACAAGAAGAUGUAUGAAGAGGAUAUAAAUCCAUUUGCAGCUUUCUCGAAGAAGGAAAGGCACCAAAGAUACAAGGAACUAGGUUUGAGAGACAAGAUUACUCUCAGGAGUGGAUGUUUUCUUCUUGGUAACAAGUAAGCCUUCUCUCUUCAGUUUCCCCUUUAGUUAGCUGGACACUUUAUCUUUCCAGAUCGGGAUGUGCUUGCUCCUCUGCCGUGGUAACUUAAGACUAAUCACAUGGAUGAAAUGAUUUGCAUUUACAUCCUAAAUUUUUCACCAAAACCAUCUAGUAGUUCUAUAUAUGAGCAUCUUUAUAUAGGGAAAACAAAUAAUAUUUGUGUUAGUUA